GUUGGGCUCACAGCUCUGAGGGAGCAUAGUUUUUAUUUCUUCCGUUGAAUUGUUUAUUGUUUAUUUCGUGGUUCAAGAUGACUCAGAUGUCAGAUGAACAGUUUCGUAUAUUAAUCGAAACUAUCAAAGCCCUGGCCCCCGUUAAAGAAGAAGAACCCGUGUCGAAGGGGAGUUUUAGCAAUUGUCCGGUUCGUUUUAGUGGACAACGAGAUCACGAUGCUGUCGAUGAAUUCAUCACAGCUGUCGAGGCCUACAAGGAGGUGGAGGGCAUUAGUGAUAAGGAUGCUUUGAAGGGUUUACCCCUACUCUUCAUAGGCAUUGCUGUGAUGUGGUGGAAAGGUGUGCGUCGCGAUGUCCACACUUGGGAGAAUGCCAUGCAACUGAUACGGGAUCAUUUCUCACCCACUAAACCCUCGUAUCAGAUCUAUAUGGAAAUCUUUGAAACUAAGCAAGGGAGUGCAGAGGUCAUCGAUCAAUUCGUGUGCAAGCAGCGAGCCUUGUUGGCCAAAUUGCCAGAGGGCAGGCAUGAUGAGGCCACCGAAUUAGAUUUCGUUUAUGGUUUGCUGCAACCCAAGUACCGAGAGAGUAUUCCCAGACAUGAGAUUAAAGCAUUUCGCGAGCUUCUCGAAAAGGGAAGAAAUGUUGAGAGAACUAAACAUUAAUAGGACUAGUUUAAUUUUAGUAGAUAUGAGUUAGAAAUAAGUUUUAAUUAUUAGUUAAUUAAAUUUACCUAAAACUAGACAUCACUUUAAGUAACCGUUAAAUUUAUAAAUAAAAUAAAGUAAUGCAAAUAAA
Molecule: messenger RNA, 795 nt
Organism: Drosophila willistoni
Lineage: Eukaryota; Metazoa; Arthropoda; Insecta; Diptera; Drosophilidae
Gene: Arc2
Product: activity-regulated cytoskeleton associated protein 2
Exons: 1
Coding region: 78-662 (194 amino acids)
Source: RefSeq, a predicted model, not a curated record